Molecule: messenger RNA, 1329 nt
Organism: Penicillium canescens
Lineage: Eukaryota; Fungi; Ascomycota; Eurotiomycetes; Eurotiales; Aspergillaceae
Product: NAD(P)/FAD-dependent oxidoreductase
Exons: 1
Coding region: 1-1329 (442 amino acids)
Cellular component (GO): cytoplasm
Molecular function (GO): oxidoreductase activity
Source: RefSeq, a predicted model, not a curated record
AUGCUCCCGACGCUCAAGAUCGCUGAUUUGAACGACGUCCCCUCUUCCCAGCGAAUCUUCAUCGUCGGAGGAGGUAUCGUAGGCGCAGCACUUGCAUUCCAUCUCUCCCAAGAGAAAAAGGGAUGCCAGAUUGUCCUCAUUGACAGAUGCUUACAGAAGCCUCUGGGGUCUACAGGCCAUGCCCCAGGCUUCGUUGGCCAACUCAACGAGUCACCUAUACUGACUCGACUCGCUAAAGAUACUGUUUCAGAGUACAUCACCAUUCCCGGUGGCUUCAACACCGUCGGUGGCUUGGAACUUUCAUCAACACCAUCAGGCGUGGAAACAUUAUAUCGCCGACGGGAGCUAGCACAGACUGCUGGCCUGCCCGCUGAGAUCAUCACCCCAGAGGCAGCGGCAUAUCUUGUUCCGGACUUCAUUGACGCCGAGACAGUGAAGCUUGGUUUGCAUUUCGCAUCGGAUGGGACAGCAAAUGCGCAAGUCAUCACCUCUUACUACUUUGAUCAAGCUCGAAGCCGAGGUGUAGACUUUGUUGAGGCUUCUGUCACUGGCUUCUCAACGACAGAUCGCAAUAAUGGACAGGUUGCGCAGAUAGCAGCUAUUCAGACCACAGAAGAGGACAUCUACUUGCAAGGCAGUACUGUCAUUCUCGCAACUGGUAUUUGGACUUCGUCAUUGACAGGCACUGCUGCCGUCGGUGAUAAAGGUUCAAUCACAGACCUUCCGAUUCCUAUUGUUCCAGUUGCGCACCCUUACACCUUCACUUCACCUCGACCUCUCCGCACUGGAUCUCCAUACCCAUUCGUUCGCUGGCUCGAUUAUCAUGUCUACGCCAGAGACCAUGGAGAUCGCGACGGGUUGGGGAGUUACGACCACGCUCCACUGCAGCUGGACCCGGUUGAUACGGCCAUCGGAGCAUGGCCCUCGAGCUUCGACCAAGUUCUAUCCAAAGCGACCUCUCUUUUGAAGAACGGUGAUCAAUUCCAAGUCCAUGGAAAUGACACCGACUCGGAUCCCUGGGCCGUGAAACGACCAUUCAAUGGCAUCUUCUCGGUGACGCCCGACAACCUCCCACUUGCAGGAAAGGUGCCGGAUAUUGCCAAUUUGUGGAUGUGCGCUGCAAUUUGGGUUACUACUGCUGCUGGUACGGCGAAACUGGUGUCACGGAAGAUUCUUGGGAAGGCUGAGAAUACUUCCACUUCUGAAGAUGAGGGGCUCCUGGAAGCUUUGAGUCCUGCACGUUUCCAAGGAGUUGGAGCAGAGACUCUUGCCAAUCAGGCUUUGGGAAAAUAUAACGAUAUCUACAAUAGAGACACUCAGGGUCAUUGA